AUGAUUAACACGUCGGAUAUGAUUGUCAUGAAUCCGUUGAACGCAUUGUUGACUCUAUACAAAAGUGGCCGCAAUUUGCGGACAAAUGUCAUAAUAGACGAGACGUUUCUAUUCCGGGGCGGCUUAUGGCCCAUCACUGCAAUACUCGUCGCAUACCUACUAUUCUCGCUGGUGUUGGGACCGAAACUGAUGGCCAAUCGGAAACCCUAUCAACUGCGAGGACCCAUAUUUGCGUACAACAUAUUUAUGGUCGUAUUGAAUGUGUACUUCUUCUUCGAGUCCAUACAGGCCUAUGAGUUCGGCAGAGCUCUCAUGAACUUCGAGUACCCGCCGAACGACACCAAAGACCUGUCCGCUCAGGAGAUGCGGCGCUUGACAUUCGUCUACUGGUAUUUCAUCUCAAAGAUCAUAGACCUGAUGGACACCGUGUUCUUCGUGCUGCGCAAGAAGUGGUCACAGGUGUCGCCCCUUCACCUCUACCACCACUCGUCUGUCCCUCUCUGUGUUUGGUUAGCCGUGAAGUUCGCGCCGACGGCCGGCGUUAACGGCAUAUUCCCGAUACUGAACUCCGCGGUACACGUCUUGAUGUACACCUAUUACGCUCUGUCGGCGUUCGGGCCGUCCGUCCAGAAGUACUUGUGGUGGAAGCGCUACAUAACGCAAGUGCAACUGAUCCAGUUCAUGGUGUUCUUCGUGUACGGCACGACAUACCUAUUCAAACAGACCGGUUGGCCAACGAUACUCAUCUGCACGUCUGUCGCACAGCCGCCUCUGUAUCUCAUUUUGUUCACGUCUUUCUAUUUAAACACUUAUUGUAAUACAAAAUCAAUGCCCAAAUCCACGCCAUCCGCUGUCAGCCCCCAAACCCCACGCCAAACAUUGAAAAAACUAAAUUAG
Molecule: messenger RNA, 897 nt
Organism: Medioppia subpectinata
Lineage: Eukaryota; Metazoa; Arthropoda; Arachnida; Sarcoptiformes; Oppiidae
Source: the annotation of a GenBank genome assembly